UGCACGAGUCAGUAGGGACCCUCAAGUGCGGUGGCGGGUGGUCGCGGCGGCAUGUUCCCCAGUGUCAUGAGCGCCCACCACAUGUGCACACGCGCGGGCUAGCGGAGCACCUCGCAGUUCUCCGAGACACCGCGUUGAGGCCGCGACGCCCGGGUGAAGGAUGGCAAGGUGGUGAGCGGAGUCAGAGUCGUCUUCGUGACGUGUGGGUGUGUGUAUGUGUGGCACGGUGUGCGCGGCGUCGCACACACCGAUUACUUUCGAGACAGUAAUUCACCGAAAGAAAAAAAAUAGUGUUUUGAUGCCGACAACUCAGUGCAACGAGGAGAAAAUGUUUUGUGGACUAUCGCCGCCGUCAGCAGUGGCGGUGGUGGCGACAGUGGUGAUGAUGGGGGGCGGCACCGUCACUGAUGCCACUGCCUCCCUGCCUGCCAGCAUCAGCGUUGCCUCCUGCCGCGCCGCCUGCCUCCACGUGUUCACGUCGUCUGGGGCUGAGCGGGACGCCAGGUGUCGGCGAAACUCAGACUGUUUUAUGUGCUGGAACUCUUGCGGAAUCCUGCGCCACCACUCCUCGGCAUGGUCUUCGAUGUGCACUGACCACACUGCCUGCUUCCAUGGGUGUCAAGUGGCGUGCAGAUUUUAUCUAAAUAAGGCUCCAGAAGGCACGGGGAGUGACCUUCCGUACACAGGGACGUCUCCUUCACUGACGCCCGCACAUCAACCGCCGCCACGAGUCAGUGGCAGAAACCAAGUCACGUGGUCAUCCCCUGAGUGGCCAGGAAGCAUCGAACCCUCGUCACACAGCGAACUAGUCUAUGUCCUCAUGGUGCAAGGGGACGGUGGUUGGCGAGAACUGACACAGACCUCGUCCUCGCGGGCGCGGAUACCUGCAAGCGUUGAGGGCGUGGUGCGAGCCAAGCUUCUGGCGGUUAAUCAGGAGGGUCUCGUGGCUGCAUCUGAUGCGCUUCUCCACCUCGAUGGUUCUUCAAAGGGAUACAGUAACUUCCCAAAAGACCAUCUUCACAACUACGAAGACCUACUAGCUCUCGAGAACCGUCAUAACAGCGGCAGCAGCUCACAAUUACCUUACGGCUAUAAGCUGGAAACAACAGAACAAGCCGAGCUACCACCUACUACAGGAACUCCAAGAGCUGCGAGCAGUGAACUUCUUCCUCAGACUGAGAGCACCACAAGUUCCACAACUCACUCAUCCAUCACUGCUCACCUCCACUAUGACUAUGCUACCAGCAACCCUUCCCCACCCACUGCCUCGAUUGAUCCCUCCUGGAAGGUGGAGAUCUCUGAUGUUGAGGUGCAGAAUGGUCCACUGGCCGAGGUCAGUGUGUGGUGGUCCCCAAGGGGAUCUGGGGGAGUAGAAUACCUCCUCUCCUGGGCAGAAGAAUCUGGUUUUGUCUCAGGUCACUUGCUGACUGAUCAGCUGACUAGUCAGCUCUCCUUGUGGCAAGGUCAAGGCUACUAUUUGCAGGUGGAGCUUGUGGACUCUCAAGGAAACUCUGUACUGAAGAGCUCAGCAACACCAGUAGUCUUCAACCCGACCACCACUCAAGACAGGCAGCCUCCAUCUCCCUCCAUAGUGACUGCUAGUAGUACAUCUGCAUCAUCUACUACUCCUACCACCACCACUGGUUCCAAAUUACCAACUCAUGUUGUAACACAAGAAGUGAGCAACAAACCUAAAGUCAUGUGGCAUACAUCUCCUAGGUCUUCCAUCUCACAUGAAGAUCAGUGGGAAUUUUUGCAAGACCAUACUCAAAAUCAAUCAUCUCCAGGGCCUCAUGAGAGAUCCCACAUUUCCACAGACUUAGAAAUCCUGGAAAAUCUUGAAAUCUUAAAUAACUCAAUAGAAAUAACUACUUUUUCACAAGAUAUUUCUGGGACAGAAACCCUAACCAGAGAUGAGCGAGUGUACCACGUGGUUGUUUGGUGUAUUGGAGUGGGUGUUGGUGCCCUGCUGCUACUCACUCUGUGCAGCAUGGUCAUCUGGAUGCUUAACAGAUGUCGCAAAUCAAAGCAAAAGGAGGAGCUCAGUGAGGAAGAACUGCACACAAAAAGAGGCUCUUUCAGAACAUUUACUCCUCAGCAAAAUGUCAGAAAUCAGACAACCUCUUGGACCUUUGAGAACUUUUGUUCAGUAAAUCGAAAAUCAAAACUUGAGCCUUCAAGAAGAGAUGCAGUGCCAGUAGGGAUUGACAAUGACUCAUUAAUGGAGAAUUAUGUGUUUAUGCUGGAUGCUCAGUCUGGGGGAACAUUUAUAAAACACUAGUCAAUUAAUUUGCUGAACACAAGUCAGGUUGUUGUAAGAAUUUAAUUUAAAUGCAUAUUAAGAUAAUACUUUAAAGCUCUUGAUCUCAAGAUAUCUCAUCAGUCUAGACUCAAACAUUUCUACAAAUUCUCACCCAAAUUAUUAUUCCUUUUCAUUCAUUAAUUCACAAUGUUAUCACCAAGAUUAUAAAUUCUAAAAAGACAGGAAAAAAAUCAAUGUUUUAAUUUCACAUAUACCAAACUGAAAGAUUUAGCAUUUUGUGAUAUAUCCUACCAAGAUUUGUGGAUUUGUGGUUUUAGUUACCAAAUUAAUGUAAUGAAAGGGAAAUAUUACUCACAUUUUCAUCUUGCAAUACUUGAUUCAAACUUCCAGAUUCAAGCAAAUUUUUUUUUACGAAAAAUUCAUGUCAUUGACUAUUGUUGAGUUUCAUUAAAAAAAAAAAAAAACUGCAUUACCCACCCAGUGAAAAAUGGAUUAUACUAACAACAACCCAUACUUUAUACAGUGCUACAUAAAACUGAGAGUCAUUUCAACCAAAGACAUUGUAACUUUUUAUAUAUGUAUAUAUAUAUAACACUGAAUGUUGUGUAGUUGUACACGUCCUUUGUUGUUAUUAAUUUUAUAUUAUUCUAUUAAUCUAGUACUUUAAGGGAAGCAGAGCAUGCUUAGUUUUGCACAAAAUUAACAACUUUGCAAUUUUGUACACUCGAUCAUCUCAUGGUGCAGGACAGUGGAGCUUCCUCAUUUCCCUUAAAAUAUAUAGUAAAUAUGGAAAGGAUUCAUUAUAUAUAUAUAUAUAUAUAUAUAUA
This is a messenger RNA of Portunus trituberculatus (swimming crab), 3090 nucleotides long. RefSeq lists its product as uncharacterized. NCBI's taxonomy places the organism in Eukaryota, Metazoa, Arthropoda, Malacostraca, Decapoda, Portunidae. The record is from RefSeq and is a predicted model, not a curated record. The transcript has 8 exons. Bases 215 to 2281 code for a protein of 688 amino acids.